UUCAAUGGGUUAGUAUACGCAAAAUGUUCUCCGUGGUUAAUUUGUUAGUGCUUCCUUCGUUGGUUAUUUUUUACACCCAAAGCGAGGUUUCAGUGCACAAUCCCUUUUAUUGCUAUUCGAACGAUCCAAUCAGACCACGAAGUAUGUUUGGCGGAAUACAUAGCAUUUAUGAAAUCAGCCGAGGACAGACGAUUAAUGCGAAUGUUUCGACCUGUAAUCCCACGAAAUUUUGGAUGGCUGGUCGACAUGGAGCAAUAUUGCCGCUUGCACCUGAUGUUCCAAAUAUAUCCGCAACUGUUGCUAGACUUCAAAGUGAAAUUCUAUUAAAUUACGACCAAGGAAGAACAUCACUGUGUGCAUCCGACAUUGAAUUGAUUCGAAAUUGGCGAUUUGAUCCAAAUAUCACAAUGGAAAAUGCAGGAUUUUUAGCAUCAUCUGGUUGGGAUGAGAUGGAAGCACUGGCACAACGUUUCCAGAUUGCAUUUCCAUCAAUUCUGUCAUCGACAUAUUCACCAAACGAUUACUUCUUUCGCUCGACUGAUCUUCAACGCACAAAAGCCAGUCUCAAUGCAUUUGCUGACGGUUUGUUUGGAGUUAAUGGACACGAGCAAGUUCAAUUCGAAGAUGUUCCUGAGCAGGACGUUUUUAUGAGAUCUAAUCAAUAUUGUCCCCUUUAUAUUGAGAUUAAUGCCGAACGAGUCGAACAGAAUGCGUUUCAGAAUGGUCCAGAAUAUCAAGAAAUGACAACUCAGGUCAGUGCAAAAUUGGGAUUCCAUGGCUCACACGUACUGCGAAACAGUGACAUUGCGAUACUUGCUCAAAUCUGCCGGUUCGAACGAAUCUGGGAUCAAAAUUCAACGUCUCCAUUCUGUGCAGCUUUUUCAAUUGCAAACAGUCAAGUGAUUGAAUAUUAUGAGGACGUUGACCUUUACCACAGGUUUGGUUAUGGUCGACCAGAAUAUCGUAGAUUGUACGAAAAUUUAAUGUGCUUCCAAAUGCAAGACAUGUUGCGUUUCAUUCAAUCGAAUGAUGCCAAUGACCACAAAGCAAGAAUAUUCAACGGGCAAGUAAACCAAUUCAUGACUCUGUUAAGCUUUCGAGCUUUCGACGAUGAUGCUCCUCUGACACGACACAAUUUUGCGCAACAGAUGCAAAGGGUAUGGAGAUCGAGCAUUAACAUGCCGAUGGCAUCCAAUUUGGCUGUGAUCCGAUAUGACUGCGAUGACGAUGACAAUGAUGUACUUUUCUUAUACAACGAGUUGCCGUUACAAAUUUCUGGAUGUGGUCCAAAUGGAGUGUGCAAACAAUCAUUAAUUUUAGAAAGAUUUAGUCACUUCCUGAAUGUUAAUUGUAUGGAUGUGUUUUGCACCAACUCUUAAAAAUUAUUUGCAAAAUGA
Messenger RNA from Bradysia coprophila, 1397 nucleotides. Its product is annotated as multiple inositol polyphosphate phosphatase 1-like. Gene Ontology annotation, molecular function: inositol phosphate phosphatase activity; acid phosphatase activity. The record is from RefSeq and is a predicted model, not a curated record. NCBI's taxonomy places the organism in Eukaryota, Metazoa, Arthropoda, Insecta, Diptera, Sciaridae.